This is a messenger RNA of Bufo gargarizans (Asiatic toad), 1346 nucleotides long. RefSeq names its product CWC15 spliceosome associated protein homolog (gene CWC15). Gene Ontology annotation, cellular component: catalytic step 2 spliceosome. Gene Ontology annotation, molecular function: RNA binding. The record is from RefSeq and is a predicted model, not a curated record. The transcript has 7 exons. NCBI's taxonomy places the organism in Eukaryota, Metazoa, Chordata, Amphibia, Anura, Bufonidae. Bases 118 to 801 code for a protein of 227 amino acids. Gene Ontology annotation, biological process: mRNA cis splicing, via spliceosome.
GGAUGUUGUAGUGGAGACGGUUCCGUGUCGCUUUGUAUUGACGUCCUCAGGAGUCUGCUGGUUUAUCAGCGCGGUGCUCCGAGCUGGAGGGACGGGAGCCUGCGGGUCACGUAGAGGAUGACGACCGCAGCGAGGCCGACGUUUGAGCCAGCCAGAGGUGGCCGAGGGAAAGGAGAAGGGGACCUCAGCCAGCUCUCCAAGCAGUACUCCAGCCGGGACCUCCCGUCACACACAAAGAUCAAGUACAGACAGACCACCCAGGAUGCCCCCGAGGAGGUGAGAAGCCGCGACUUCAGGAGAGAACUAGAAGAAAGGGAACGUGUUGUUGUCAGAGAGAAGAACAGGGACAGACCACCGAGAGAGCACACGUCAUCUGUGUCCAAGAAACCGCGUCUGGACCAGAUCCCUGCCGCCAAUCUAGAUGCUGAUGAUCCACUGACGGAUGAAGAUGAAGACGAGGAUUCCGAUGAAGACAGCGACGAUGACACCGCAGCACUCCUGGCAGAAUUGGAAAAAAUCAAGAAAGAGCGGGCAGAGGAGCAGGCCCGCAAGGAACUAGAGCAGAAAGCUGAAGAGGAGAGAAUCCGAAUGGAGAACAUUUUAAGCGGCAAUCCCCUACUGAACCUCACCACGCCCGCCGUGUCUCAAGCAAGUUUUAAGGUGAAACGAAGGUGGGAUGACGAUGUGGUGUUUAAGAACUGCGCCAAGGGCGUGGAUGAGAUGAAAAAGGAGAAGAGGUUUGUUAAUGACACGCUGCGCUCCGAGUUCCACAAGAAGUUCAUGGAGAAGUAUAUUAAGUAGUACAGUUUUAUGUGCUCUGGGCAGAAGACGAGGAGGUCUCACAUUCCCCCCCCCAACGACUGCGGACAUCAUUUGGUGGUCAUGUGAUGGGGAGCGUUCAGGGGCACCUGUCAUGUCGCCCCCUGUCUUGUACCUGCAUGUUCUAUGUGAAUAAAACCCUCAUUGUUUCUUUUUUUUUUUUACUCUUUUUGUUUUUAUUCUAUAUGAAGAUCCCAUAGAGAUUGAUGUGUUCUAUUAAACUCAUUGUGUUGCUGUCAUCUGCUCUGGUGGUGUUAUUCAGUCCUGCUGAAAGGUGCACAUGUAAUCCCCCUCUACCCAAAUAAUCUACCCUGGCCAGUGAUGCCCCAAUGUGUGCGGCCAGGUGCCAGAGAGAGACAACCAAACUGCCGGAGGGCUGUAGUUUUAUAUCUCUCCCCACUGUUAAGGGGGCGCUGCAGCCUCCAGUCACCUUUAAUCUGACAUCUGAUUAUCCGGUGCCUAUGAUUAAAAGGAAUGUGUCAUCAGAAAAAGACCCGUUGUUGAAAUAAAGAUGUUAUGUUAAACAA